Messenger RNA from Oreochromis aureus, 10399 nucleotides. RefSeq names its product sidekick cell adhesion molecule 2b (gene sdk2b). The record is from RefSeq and is a predicted model, not a curated record. Gene Ontology annotation, molecular function: protein binding. The coding region runs from base 939 to 7646 and encodes 2235 amino acids. Lineage: Eukaryota; Metazoa; Chordata; Actinopteri; Cichliformes; Cichlidae. The transcript is spliced from 45 exons.
CUUUGUGUGAUGUGGAAAGCAAUAAAAUCCUCUCCUGAAACCAUGUGCUUGGCUGUAUUGUAACAGGAGAUGUGGUUUUGCGCAUGGCCGCAUGGUGGCAUCCUGCGCUGCGCUGCUGCUGAAGCAUCAGAUCCCAGCGUUACCUCACGAAGAACCCGGGACUCGUCCUCAUCCGAGGCACCGGCAGCCGGGCUUUCCUCUACGGCACGGCUCCCACUCUCAUCCUGUGACUGUGUGCAAGUUUCUCCCCCCACCGCCCCCCAUUCUCCGCUCAGCGAACUGCUGUAGUUCUUCUCCGCUCCUGUCAGAGCAAAUUGGCGACCUUGACGGUGCGCUCUGGGGAGGAACUUUACGGGGGGUGUGCUCCAUUUGUGGCGCUCCUCUUCAGAAAGGAAAGGAUUCGAGGAAAAGUCUGUUCUGUGCUUUGCAGAAGAAGAAAAGAGAAAGAACAAAAACACCUAAGCACUCCGUCGGGGACAAGGCGAAGGAGGAAGUUUUUAAGUAAAGAGAAGAAGACGAAGAAAAAGAACAAACCAGCAUCUCAAGGACGCACGACGUGUAAGUGGGGAAAGGUGUUCUAUGAGGUGCAGCUUUCCUUCUUACAGGUGCAGCAAGAGACAGACUGUAUUUGGACUUAACCUGGAUUCAUCUGAUUGAGUUGCAUCCUUCAGAAAAACAAACGCGCUCUGUUUCGGUACUCCUACGGAAAUAUUUUACCAUCAACGAGGCUCGUGGAACUACAGCGAACUUAGACUGUAAAACACACACACAGUUUGACCGAAUUUCUCCGGUCGCCACAGGCUACGGCAGAGGCUUGGUUUUGCGCUCCGAGAUCGGUGCGCUCUGCUCGACUUUAGUGGUCGCAGGUCCUCCUGACAGAGAGAAUCAAGCAGCAGGCGAACGGCACCACAGCCACGGCGGGACUCGGCCACUACGGCAUGCUUAAAGCUCACCGGGCACUUGUUGUCCAGUCCUCCCGGUUUGGGACCAUGUUUGAGGACUCCUUUAACAGAUCGAUGUGGCGCGUCGCAUGGAUUUUAUUUUUUUCCUUACUCAUCCACUGCGCACAACCUCAAGAUGACGUGCCUCCCUACUUCAAGACAGAGCCAGUGCGUAGCCAGCUCCAUCUGGAACGUAACAGGCUGGUGCUGACCUGCAUGGCGGAGGGAAGCUGGCCACUAGAGUUUAAAUGGAUCCACAAUAGCACAGAAUUAACACGCUUUUCACUGGAGUACAGGUACCUAAUCCCUUCACUGGACCGCUCCCAUGCUGGCUUUUACCGCUGCAUUGUGAGAAAUCGGGUGGGAGCCCUUCUGCAGAGGCGCACAGAAGUACAAGUGGCCUUUAUGGGCAGUUUUGAGGAAGGCGAACGCACCCAGUCAGUCUCUCAGGGAGAGGGUGCUGUGAUUCCAGCGCCACGCAUCCGCAGCUUCCCUCAGCCACAAGUCACCUGGUUCAGAGAUGGGCGCAAGAUUCCACCCAGCAGCCGCAUUGCCAUUACUUUGGACAACACGCUGGUUAUCUUGUCUACUGUGGCACCGGAUGCCGGACGCUACUAUGUGCAAGCUGUAAAUGACAAGAAUGGAGAGAACAAGACCAGCCAGCCCAUCACCUUGUCAGUAGAGAAUGUUGGCGGUCCAGCAGAUCCCAUUGCCCCCACCAUUAUCAUCCCUCCCAGGAACACCAGUGUGGUCACAGGCACAUCAGAGGUCACGAUGGAGUGUGUGGCCAAUGCCAGACCUCUUAUCAAGCUGAGUAUCUCAUGGCGUAAGAACGGCGUGUUGGUGAACAGCGGUUUGAGUGACUUCAACCGCAGACUGACCAUCCUGAGUCCUGUGGUGAGCGACGCCGGCUACUACGAGUGUGAGGCCAUUCUCCGCAGCAGCAGCGUGCCUUCAGUCAGUGCUGGGGCUUAUCUGCAUGUCCUUGAGCCACCACAGUUUAUAAAGGAACCGGAGAAACACAUCACAGCUGAGAUGGAGAAGGUGGUUGACAUUCCCUGUCAGGCACGGGGAGUGCCCCAGCCAGACAUUGUGUGGUACAAGGAUGCUUUGCCUAUCGACCCAGUGAGGACACCCAGGUACAGGGUGUUGGUGGGCGGCAGCCUCCAGGUCAACGGCCUACUGCCUGAUGACACCGGCAUGUUCCAGUGCUUUGCCCGAAAUUCAGCCGGAGAAGUUCAGACCAACACUUACCUGGCUGUUACAAGCAUUGCCCCGAAUAUCACAGCCGGACCCUCUGAUAGCACUGUGAUCGACGGGAUGUCAGUCAUUCUGCACUGUGAGACCUCUGGAGCUCCAAGGCCAGCUAUCACCUGGCAAAAAGGUGAGCGCGUGUUAGCCAGCGGUUCAGUCCAGCUGCCCCGGUUCACCCUGCUCGAAUCGGGCAGCUUGCUCAUCUCGCCUUCACACAUCUCUGAUGCCGGGACCUACACUUGCAUGGCAAGCAACUCCAGGGGCAUUGACGAGGCAUCUGCUGACCUUGUUGUUUGGGCUCGCACUCGGAUUACCACCCCCCCACAGGACCAGAGCGUUAUCAAAGGAACUAAAGCCAUUAUGAACUGUGGAGUCACACACGACCCGAGUGUGACAGUCAGGCAUGUCUGGGAAAAAGAGGGCUCAGUCAUAAACGUUCAGUCCAUCCCCCGCAUGCGGCUAGAUGCAGAUGGUACGCUUCACAUCUCCCAAACCUGGUCAGGUGACAUAGGCACCUACACAUGCCGAGUGACCUCUGUUGGAGGCAACGACUCCCGCAGCGCGCACCUCCGUGUCAGACAGUUGCCCCAUGCCCCAGAGAACCCUACGGCCGUGCUGAGCAAAUCUGAAAAAAGAGCCAUCGACCUGGCUUGGGCCAAGCCUUUUGAUGGCAACAGUCCCCUCAUACGCUAUAUCCUGGAGGUUUCUGAGAACAAUGCUCCCUGGGCCAUCCUGCUGGCCAAUAUUGAACCUGAGUCCACAGCAGUGACGGUCAACGGCUUGAUCCCAGCUCGCUCCUAUCAGUUCCGCCUCUGUGCUGUUAAUGAUGUGGGGAAGGGACAGUUUAGCAAGGAGACAGACCGGGUCUCUCUCCCAGAGGAGCCCCCCAGUGCUCCUCCUCAAAAUGUCAUUGCUAGUGGUCGGACCAACCAAUCUAUCAUGAUCCAGUGGCAGCCUCCGCCGGAAAGCCACCAGAACGGCAUCCUCAGAGGCUACAUCGUUCGGUACCGUCUCACUGGGCUGCCUGUGGACAACCAAAUCAAGAACAUUUCCAGCCCGGAUGUGACCACGCUGCUGCUGGAAGACCUCAUCAUCUGGACCAAUUAUGAGAUUGAGGUGGCUGCCUACAAUGGGGCAGGUUUGGGCACUUUCAGCCAUAAGGUUACUGAGUGGACCCUGCAAGGAGUGCCCACCAUAGCUCCAGGCAACGUGCAGGCCGAGGCGGUCAACUCAACAACUAUCCGUUUUACGUGGACAGCCCCUAACCCCCAGUUCAUCAACGGCAUUAACCAGGGCUACAAGUUGCUGGCCUGGGAACCUGGCAAGGAUGACGAAGUUGCCAUGGUAACAGUACGACCGAACUUCCAGGACAGCGUCCAUGUGGGAUAUGUGACAGGUCUGAAGAAGUUCACCGAGUAUUACACCUCUGUGCUGUGCUUCACGACACCCGGAGACGGCCCCCGCAGCCCGCCUAAAGCAUUGAGGACGCAUGAGGACACCCCCGGUGCAGUGGGUCAUCUGAGUUUCACCGAGAUUUUGGACACCUCACUCAAAGUCAGCUGGAGUGAGCCCAGCGAGAAGAAUGGAGUUCUCACAGGUUACCGCAUUUCUUGGGAGGAGUACAACCGAACAAACACCAGAGUCACCCACUACCUGCCCAAUGUCACCUUAGAGUACAGGGUCACUGGGCUCACUGCUCUCACCACCUACACUAUUGAAGUGGCAGGAAUGACCUCCAAGGGCCAGGGCGUGCUGUCCUCCUCCACCAUUUCCUCCGGUGUCCCACCAGAGCUUCCUGGCCCUCCUACCAACAUGGCAAUUUCCAAUAUUGGCCCACGCUCCAUCAACCUGCAGUUCAAACCUGGCUAUGAUGGCAAAACUUCUAUUUCCCGCUGGCUAGUGGAGGCCCAGGUGGGUGCGGUAGGAGAAAAUGAGGAUUGGUUGAUGGUCCACCAGGUGUUCAACGAACCUGAGGCUCGCUCCUUAGAGGUGCCAGGUCUCAACCCAUAUACCUUUUACAGGUUUCGCAUGCGUCAGGUGAACAUAGUGGGUACCAGUCCUCCCAGCCAGCCCUCCAGAAAAAUUCAGACCCUACCAGCUCCUCCCGACAUGGCCCCUGCCAACGUCACCCUGCGCACCGCUAGCGAAACAAGCCUCUGGUUACGAUGGAUGCCUUUGCCUGAAUGGGAAUAUAAUGGGAAUGCAGAGCAGGUGGGCUACAGGGUUCAGUACUCCCGUGCAGGCUCACAGGGCCAUCCACUCACCCAUGUUAUUACCGACCGUCUGGAGAGAGAGUUUACUAUUGAGGACCUGGAGGAGUGGACAGAAUAUGAGGUCAGGGUCCAGGCUGUCAACGGCAUUGGAGUGGGACCCUGGAGCCAACCGGUCAGAGGCAGGACACGGGAGUCUGUUCCCUCCAGUGGUCCCACCAACGUCUCUGCCUUUGCCACUACUUCAAGCAGCAUCCUGGUGCGCUGGUUUGAAGUCCCAGAGCCGGACAGGAAUGGGCUCAUUCUGGGCUACAAGGUGGUGUAUAAAGAAAAAGACUCGGACAGUCCAGUCCACUUCUGGACAGUAGAGGGGAAUGCCACUCACAGUGUCCAGCUGACUGGUCUGGGAAAAUAUGUCCUCUAUGAGAUCCAAGUUCUGGCAUUCACACGGAUUGGAGAUGGACGGCCGAGCUCUCCACCUAUUCUUGAAAGGACCUUGGAUGAUGUCCCAGGACCUCCAGUGGGUAUCCUGUUCCCUGAAGUCCGAACCACCUCAGUCCGCCUUAUUUGGCAGUCCCCUGCCCAGCCGAAUGGCAUUAUACUUGCCUACCAGAUCACGUACCACCUCAACUCCACCAAUAGCAACACAGCCACAGUGGAUGUGCUGAACCCCAGCGCCCGCCAGUACACGGUGACUAACCUCAAGCCAGAAACUGUCUAUGUGUUUCGCAUCACGGCACAGACAAGGAAAGGCUGGGGUGAGGCGGCCGAGGCACUCGUGGUUACCACGGAGAAAAGAGCUCGUCCUCAGCCUACCAGCCGCCCCCUGGUUCCUCAAAAACACGUUCAGGCUCGCCAGGUGUUACUUUCAUGGGAGCCUGGUAGUGACGGCCUGUCCCCCGUGCGUUACUAUACGGUCCAGCUGAGAGAGCUUCCUGAAAGCAACUGGACAGUCCACUCAGCAUCUGUCAGCCACGAGGCCACAACCUACAUAGUAUCCAGGCUGAAACCCUUCACAUCUUACCAGUUCAGAAUAAAAGCCACCAAUGACAUAGGGGACAGCGAGUACAGUCAGGAAAGUGAAGCAAUCACAACUCUACAGGAUGUGCCUGACGAAGCACCCUCGAUUCUCUCUGUCACGCCACACACAACAACGUCAGUGCUGAUCCGCUGGCAGCCCCCCUCAGAGGAGAAGAUAAAUGGUAUCUUACUGGGCUUUCGCAUUCGAUACCGCGAGCUGCUGUACGACCGUCUCCGCAGUUAUAUUCACACAGUCAACAGUGCAUCCGCCUGGGCUGAGCUCUCUGCUCCCUACAGCCUCCGAAAUCUGAGUGAUUCAACGCUCACCCAGUAUGAGUUAGACAAGCUAAGUAAACACAAGCGUUAUGAGAUACGCAUGAGUGUGUACAACGCUGUGGGUGAGGGGCCAACCAGCCCUCCACAGGAGGUGUUUGUUGGAGAAGCAGUGCCGACGGCCCCACCCCAGAAUGUGGCUAUUCAGUCCGCAACAGCCACCCAGCUGGAUGUGACGUGGGACCCUCCACCUGUGGAUGCGCAGAAUGGAGACAUCCAGGGAUACAAGAUUUACUUUUGGGAAUUCCAGCGUAAGAACGAGACUGAGCGGAUGCGGACUCUGUUUAUGCCUGAAGGAGGGGUGAAGCUGAAGAACUUGACUGGUUACACCACCUAUAUGAUCAGUGUGGCUCCAUUCAACGCUGCUGGGGACGGACCCCGAAGCCCACCAACGAGGGGACGCACUCAGCAAGCAGCUCCCAGUGCUCCCAGCUUCAUUCACUUCAGUGAACUGACCACCACCUCUGUCAAUGUGUCCUGGGGCGAGCCCACCUUCCCUAAUGGCAUCAUUGAGGGCUACCGUCUGGUCUAUGAACCCUCCACACCUGUAGAUGAGUCUUCAGUGGCCUGUGCCGACUGUCUCCACUCCCCCUCCCCCCCAGGCGUCAGUAAGACAGUGACGGUGGAUGUGAAGGGGACCGGCCCUCUCUGGUUGAAGAUCAGAGACCUGGCAGAUGGCGUCACGUACAACUUCCGCAUCCGGGCCAAGACCUUCAUCUACGGGCCUGAGGUGGAAGCAAAUAUCACCACGGGACCAGGGGAAGGUGCCCCAGGGCCCCCCGGAGAGCCAUUUAUUACGCGCUACAGUUCAGGCCUCACCAUUCACUGGACCCCUGGAGACCCAGGACGUUCUCCCAUAACACGCUAUGUAAUUGAGGCCCGACCCUCAGAUGAGGGUUUGUGGGAUAUCUUAAUCAAGGACAUCUCCAAGGAUGCAACAUCGCACACAUUCAACAUGGACAUCCUGAAACAAGGUGUCAGUUAUGACUUUCGGGUCAUUGGAGUGAACGACUAUGGCUAUGGCUCUCCGAGUCUACCUUCUCCCUCCAUAUCUGCCCAAAAAGUGGCUCCUUUCUAUGAGGAAUGGUGGUUCCUGGUCGUGGUGGCUCUAGUGGGACUCAUCUUCAUUCUGCUGCUAGUUUUCAUCCUCAUUAUCAGAGGACAGAGCAAGAAGUAUGCAAAAAAGUCUGAAUCAGGUAACAACUCCAACUGUAACGCUCUCACCCACGGAGAUAUGGUCAGCCUGGACGAAGGACGUUUCCCAGCUCUGGAACUUAACAAUCGACGGCUGUCUGUAAAAAACUCUUUCUGCAGGAAGAACGGCGUCUACACCAGGUCUCCUCCCAGGCCCAGCCCAGGCAGUCUUCACUACUCGGACGAGGACGUCAGCACCAAGUACAAUGACCUGAUCCCUGCAGAGAGCAGCAGCCUGACUGAAAAACCCUCGGAAAUCUCAGACUCACAGGGCAGCGACAGUGAGUAUGAGGUGGACCCUAACCGUCAGAAGACCCACUCCUUCGUCAACCACUACAUAAGUGACCCUACCUACUACAACUCCUGGCGGCGCCAACAGAAAGGCAUAUCCCGGGCGCAGGCCUACAGCUACACAGAGUCAGAGUCAGGAGAGCCGGAUCACUGCGCCCCACCACCGCUGCCCCCUCUACCUCCACUGCCACCCCAGCUGAGUUCACCCAGCCCUCAGCCUCAGCAGGCUCAGGGCCAGCCCCAGGGCCAAGGCAGCCUCUUUAGACCCAAAGGUAGCCGGACUCCCACCCCCUCCCAGCAGAGCUCCAACCCUCCGAGCCAGCACAGCACCUUGUACAGGCCCCCCAGCAGUCUAGCCCCUGGCUCACGGGCCCCUAUUGCUGGCUUUUCCUCUUUUGUGUGAAGAAUACUGAGGACAUAGAAACUUCUGAAAAUACCUACCCAACUUGUGUUGAAGAAGAACAUAGCAUUGCAGUCAGCCCAAUCAAGUCACUCACUCUUUAUUUUCAUCAUCAGUUUCUUUUCCAUAACUCACAUGUUAUUUUUUUAGUGAGCUUGGAUGCAUCGAAACACCAUGAUACUUUUUAAGGCGUUUUUUUUUUUUUUUUUGUCUAAUGUGUGGAAGUGUGCCAGUGUAAACUUUGGUUUCUCUCACCGGCUGAUAAAAACAAAAAAAGGUCUCUGCAACAUCUAUUCACUUUUAUUUUGUUAGUUGAAAUACUUGCAUGGCUUUAUCAUUUAUUUCCUUCUUUUUACUUUUUUAAACUCAUUCAGUGGUAAUAUCUGAUUCUGUACAAAGUCACUAGAAUCUUUGAAAACACACACACACACAGACACACAUAUAAAUAUAUAUAUACAUAUAUAUAAAUAUUCUAUAGUAGACAUGCCUAGAAGACAAAAUGAAGUCAGUGCUGACUCUACUUUGAUGAAGACUGAUAUGACAAUAUGAUGGAGCCAUAUUGUGGAAGUUAAAGAACAAUUAUUUGUUUGGACUGGAUGUAAAAACAAAAAACUGCCAGCGUAAAGGUGGAAUUUAUGCCAAAUCGAAGACAUUUAAUGUGCUGGUUGUGAGAGUUUUUAAAUGACAUUGAAGAAGCAAUCAUGGAUUUCAGUGGAAAAACUCUCUGGCCUAUAACAUACACAUACAUUAAAAAAAAAAAGUCAGACAGCAUUUGGCCAUAGUAGUAGGUCAAAUGUCAGUGACUGCGGCGUGCCUGAAGGAUCCUGCAGAUAUAUGAAACGAGUGUAUAUCUGUUUAAGUGGAAGUGUUUAAGUCUGUUUUUUGUGAGUGUGUUACAGUGGAUCGAAGAUGCCUUGAUAGAGAAACAUGUAUUUAUGAUCUCUGGCACCAAUUGUGAAUGGACUGUUGAUGGUGCCCCGAGACUUUGGCAUCGUGUUGCCUCAUGUGGGCCGGGAAUCAGUUUGCAUACAAAACCCAUAUCUCAUAUUUCACUUUUCGCUGGCUCACAUAAACACACAUGAGUAACAUUCUACUGAAAUGCUUUGGAAUCCAACUUAAGAGGCGAAGUCUCAAAACUGUCAUCAGGAACUGUUACAAGUGAGCACAGCUGUUAGUUCUACGGUGUGAUUUUGAUAAGAGACCAAGAGGAUUCCCACCACCCCCCUGUUUUCUUCCCUGCUGAGAUAACUCUUCGCUGUCACUGAUCACUAUCGCUGGGCAGCGCCGAGCCUGCACCAAGAGAUGAUGUCAUUGAAUUGCCUCACCUCUUUUCCUUUUAUGUAAACAACCACUCUGUAAUAUUCAGGUGUGACUGUAUUGUCCCAGAUGCAAUUACGUGUGUGCGUGCGUGCGUUUUGUGUGUGCGCGUGCAUGUGUGUGUGCGUGCUCACUCUUCUUUUGUGUAAGCUUACAGAUCAUUCACUUUAUGUCUGUUUAUAAAGAGAUUGUUCUGCAGCAAAUGUAAACCUGCCCGGAGUAACGCCACAGAGGGCUGACGUGGUCCAGCCACCUGCCAGGCGCACUCAUAACGCUAUAGUGAAGACUCAGUGGUGUGUUCUUAGUUUUCAUAGUUCAAAAAGCAGAAAAAAAAUGUCAUCUACUUUUUUUUUUAUUAUUUGUGGGGUGAUUUCAUUGUACGCAACAAAAGCUUAUCAUGCAGAAUCUGAAUGAAUAUAUGAUCACAGUACAUUUCUGAAAUAAAUUAUUUUUCAAUGUUAACUGUUCUGGUACUGAAUUGUGAAAUGUAAAGGGGAGAUGGGAGGAAGGGAAACAUGCAAACAGUGGUGUUAAUGACAUAUAACCCCCUUCUUAUUCAGACUGUGCAGAAAAAAAGGCCUUCGUUCAGAAGCAGUAGCUCCAACUUUUGCCACAAACCAGUGCUGCAUGACCUCUGUAGCUGUGCCACAGUAAUCAGCAGAUUUCCAUUUUCAGUAGCACCCAUCUAAUCUAUUUCCUCUGUAAACCUUCUCGCACUCUAGCACGUAAAUAACACACAUGGUGAUCACAGUAAUCUCUUAUUCAGUAAUGAUACAAGAAAACAUGGAAAUGUUACUUCAGCUCUAAGUGUGUACAUAAUCAACUGAUUUCAACAUUAUUGAGGACCUAUGUGCAAAUCAUACCACACCCACUGAUCACUAUCUACUCCAUUCCUCUUGGGUGUCUGUUUAAAUCUUUCACAAUGCCAAUCGUUUAGUUGUUGGCUUACUUUCUCAAAUCCAGUCAAUUGGUUGGUAAACUCCGAAUAUGCCAGAAUAUGUGGUAAACACACCAAAACAGCAAAUGUUUGAAGUUUUUACGUUAACUUUCCAAUCUUUGUAGCUUUUAGAAUGAAGAAGAUGACUGGACUGAUAGACUUCCGAAGCUUCCCUUAGUAUCACACGAUGUUAGGCCACAUGCUGCGUCUAGACAUGGUUUCUUCAAACUGGGCAUCAUGGUUCGUGGAAUCACCUGAGUAGUUUUUCUUCAGACACAGAAAGUAGUCCCUUGCUUUCUAUUGAAAAAUGGCCUUUGUGCCUCUAAACAUGACAUAAACAUUUCUGCAAAGUGCAGCUAAUACUAUUUACUGUAACAUGUCAUAAAAACCUUAAAAGAAAACACAGAGUGCACAACACCAGAAGCACUCUGUUUACGAAUGAGUUCUGUAAGCACUUGGGAUCUGUCCAUGGCUAAUUAUUUAAUUAAAUCACAUCUAACCU